AUGGCGCCAGUUUUGGAUAGCUCAGCUAUUCCAGGCACCGUGACGUUGGUUGAUAUAGAGCAUGUGCUACAUACGCGCCAUCUGGACAGUGGCAAUGGGGACAUCGUGUUGAUCCCAGCCCCUUCACAAGACCCGGAUGACCCGCUGAACUGGAGUCACAAAAGGAAACUAUUAUCGACUGUCUGUGUGAGCGUAAGGGAUUGGCCUAGCUAUACUCUGUUCGCUGGUAUCGCCUGCUCGGUGGUGUACUCGGUGCUUACCCCUCUGUCGAAAGAGACUGGGUUAUCGGUUAGCACGCUCAAUGAAGGAACGGGGUACAUGUUUCUGUUGGCUGGAUGGGGCCUGCUAUUUUGGCAGCCCUUUGCUAUGCAAUUUGGCAAGCGUCUGACCUAUAUUCUGUCGCUGGCGGGUAUCCUGGGCACCACGAUGUGGGGACCAUAUGCAAACACUCAAGGCCAAUGGAUCGCCCGAAACGUCAUCUCGGGCUUCUUCACAGCACCCAUCGAAGCACUCCCUGAAAUCAGCGUGACUGACGUGUAUUUCACUCACGAACGGGGGACAUAUAUGGGUUUAUACGCCUUCUUCCUCGCUGGCAGCAACUACUUCGCCCCCGUGAUCUGCGGCUUCAUUGCCGAAUACCAAGGCUGGCGCUGGGUGUUCUACUGGCCCAGCAUCUUCAUCGGCUGCGCCAUGGUCUUUUUGUUCUUCUUCAUGGAAGAAACAAACUAUGUCCGCGAGGAUGUCGAAGACACCACCAUCGCCAACGUGCGACUCAGUUCGUCGAAGAGUUCGCACAGCGGUGAUCCCGAAAAGGCCGUUCCAGUAUCGGAUCCGCCUUCGCCGACCGAGGAAGGCACUAUUUAUACGAAGAAGUCGUAUGUCCAGAAACUUGCCCUUCUGGGACCGAAACAGAAACAGAAUACCAUGUUUCGGCGACUCUGGCAGACUCUUUACUACCUCUCGUGGCCUGUCAUUUUCUAUGCUGGGUUCUCGUACGGUUCAUACCUCGUUCUAUUCAACAUCCUGAAUGGAACCGCGUCGAUCAUUCUCGGCUCGGCACCCUAUAACUUUGGUUCAUCUAUGGUCGGUCUCAGCUAUGUUGCAUGUUGUCUGGGAGUAGCCAUGGGCUCCCUCUUCACCGGUCGCUUCAGCGACUGGCUUACCAUCAAACUAGCCCGCCGCAACGGCGGCGUGAUGGAAGCCGAACAUCGACUGUGGCCAUUCCUGGCUUGUCUCAUCCUCGUUCCGGGAUCACUGCUCCUGUGGGGCGUCGGUGCCGCACACGAGGUGCACUGGUUUGGUCUUAUCGUGGCCAUGUGCAUGCUGGCAUUCACCAAUACCUGCGGCAUCACCCUGAGCGUGAACUAUCUGGUCGACAGCUACCGGGAGCUUAGCGGUGUUGCGAUGGCGAGUGUGAUUCUCGUUCGGAAUACUAUGUCAUUUGCCAUCGGAUAUGGUAUCACACCGUGGAUCGAAAACAUGGGGUAUCAGAACUGCUUUAUCUCGGCUGCUUUUGUCGGUAUGGCCUGUGCAGCGGCGUUCCUGGUGAUGAUCAAGUUUGGCAAGUCUUGUCGGAUUCGUAGUCGGGAGAAGUACUGGGCUAUUGUCCAGGAGAAUUGGGAGAAGGGAAUGGGGCAUUAG
Messenger RNA from Penicillium daleae, 1641 nucleotides. RefSeq names its product putative MFS transporter. Gene Ontology annotation, biological process: transmembrane transport. The coding region runs from base 1 to 1641 and encodes 546 amino acids. Lineage: Eukaryota; Fungi; Ascomycota; Eurotiomycetes; Eurotiales; Aspergillaceae. The record is from RefSeq and is a predicted model, not a curated record. The transcript is spliced from 9 exons. Gene Ontology annotation, molecular function: transmembrane transporter activity.